AUGAAGGCCUUCCUUUCUCUCCUGUCGCUGGCAUCGGCCGCACAGGCUUUGUACUUUUACGUCGAUGCUUCGACGCCAAAAUGCUUCUUCGAAGACCUUCCAAAGGAUACACUGGUCGUGGGACACUACUCUGCUGAGGAGUAUGACGACCGUAUCCACGCCUGGCAGCAGCAUACUGGCCUGAACAUCUACAUUUCUGUUGAUGAAGUAUUUGACAAUGAUCAUCGUGUCGUCUCCCAACGAGGCUCGUCCUCCGGCCGCUUUACCUUCACCGCCCACGAGUCCGGCGACCACAAGAUAUGCUUUACGCCCUCGUCAACGUCCGGUCGAUCAUCGUGGUUGUCCGCUCACGGCCCUAACGGCGGCAUCAAGAUGAAGCUUGACCUUGUGAUUGGCGAGUCGGGUCAGAUUCAAAGCAGCGACAAGGACAAGAUGGAGGAUAUCGCGGGACGCGUAAAGGACCUGAACAAUAGGCUGAUUGACAUUCGUCGUGAGCAAGUGUUCCAAAGAGAACGUGAAGCCGACUUCAGAGACCAGUCUGAAACGACCAACGCCCGUGUUAUCCGGUGGAUCAUCAUCCAGCUUAUCGUCAUUGGCCUUACGUGUGCUUGGCAACUGUCGCAUCUCCGAUCCUUUUUCAUCAAGCAGAAGCUCACUUAG
This is a messenger RNA of Ustilaginoidea virens, 660 nucleotides long. RefSeq lists its product as uncharacterized. The coding region runs from base 1 to 660 and encodes 219 amino acids. The record is from RefSeq and is a predicted model, not a curated record. Lineage: Eukaryota; Fungi; Ascomycota; Sordariomycetes; Hypocreales; Clavicipitaceae. The transcript is spliced from 3 exons. Gene Ontology annotation, cellular component: endoplasmic reticulum-Golgi intermediate compartment; Golgi apparatus; COPII-coated ER to Golgi transport vesicle. Gene Ontology annotation, biological process: Golgi organization; endoplasmic reticulum to Golgi vesicle-mediated transport; intracellular protein transport.